UUGAAGUUCUGCUCCGUCACGUGCGAAUCGACCUUCAACACUUUGAUGAAAUUCUCGCGGUCGUGUGUGAACCACUCUGCAAAUAACAUGUCAUUUGUCAACUAGAGGGGGUCUUUGCACUCUUCCAAGGACGAGCAAUUGUUUGAAUGUACAAACAAAUAUUAUCGGCGACGUAUGCUAAUUGUUUAUAGUUUACAAAUAUAGUAAACAGUUGCUUGGUCUGUUGUGAUGGUGAUAAGAUGCUUCGCUAAUUCUUAUCGCAAGAAAGGAGCAUAUGUUCAAUUCGAACAAAUGCAGUUAUUGGAGCCGUAUUUGUUAGUGACUUUGGUGACUAACUUCCCUUUGCUGGUGGUGGGAAAGUACCGCAGGUGCCACAGAUCAGUAGGAUGGAUACGAUAAAGAGGCUAAAACUGCAGAACCUGAGAGAUGAAAUUGUUCAAGAUCUUGACGUUGAUGACAUUGUGGACGGCCUUCUUUCAUCUGCCGUGAUAACUGAAGAGGAACGGGAAAGUAUAUUUUCUGAAAAAACACGAAAAGCCAGAGUACGUCACUUGCUCGAUUUGCUACCGAGUAAAGGCUCAUGUGCGUUUGAUAAUUUUGUGAGAAAUCUGAAGAGUGAGUACCAGUGGCUUUAUUCAAAGUUAAUAGAGGACACUGAUCCAAGUCAAGAUGAAGAAAAAUUUCUAGAUGCCUUACUGUUAGGUGGAAUACCUCGCACCCCACCACACAACGUAGAAAGACAGGAGACUCUUCUGGAGCUACGUGCGAGUUUAAAGUCUUUAACUCGAGGCAAUUAUAUUGUGUUGCAUGGAAUGACUGGUAGUGGGAAGUCCUGCUUAGCUGCAGCUGCUGUUGAGAAUCUUCCACUGGUUACUAAAUCUUUCAAGAACUGCGUUUUCUGGCUGAGUGUGGGCGAUUCUGGAAGUAAUGUCUUGUCUCAUGUGAAUCACCUUUUGUGGAAGUUGCAAGCUACAGGGAGAUUAUUUCCUGAUGAAUUUCAGAGGCAGGAACUUAUGAAUCUGACUUGGUUCCGAGAAACACUUAAACGAUACUACACAGAUAAAGAUUUAAGAGAAGGUCUUCUUAUAUUAGAUGAUGUUGCCUCAAGUGAUGUCAUUGAUGCAUUUGACAUUGGCUGUAAAAUACUUGUUACAACGAAGGAUCUUGAAGUGAUGAGAAAAGUGCGAGGAAGGAUAAGCAAAACUAUUAAACUGAAUGAUGGUUUCAAAGAAAUAGAGACAUUGUCGUUGUUUGCUAAGUGUAUAAAUCAAACAAUUGAAGAUCUACCCCAUGAGGCAAGACAAAUACAUCGUCUUUGCAAAGGCAUUCCUAUGUUGGUAGCUCUUAUUGGUGCCAAUCUAGAAGAGCACAGUGAAGAUGCGCGUUCUAACAAAGGAAGAUGGAAUAACUUCAUUACAAUGCUUAAAUCAAAACACUACAGCUCCCCUGGACGCAGUACAUUUUACCAAGAUGAACUGUUAAGUGCAGUUGGGAUGUCUGUGGGAAAUCUACCAGAAUAUCAGAAGGAAAGAUUCCAGGAUUUUGCACUAUUUAAAGAAGAUGUGAAUAUCAAACCUGAGGUGCUUCAAGUUCUUUGGUCCCUUAACAAAUAUGAAGUAGAAGAUAUUAUGUCAUAUUUUGUUAAGAAAUCUCUAGCUGUCUCAAAAUGGAAUGAAGAACUCAAUAGUUCUGUGUAUGGCAUUCAUGAUAUUAUCUUGGACUACUUAAAAUUUGGCCUAACAAAGGAAAAGAAAAGGGAACUACAUAGAAAAUUGCUGGAAGCAUACAGUAAAAUCUGUGAUGGUGAUUUUUCAAAAUUACCAAAUGAUAAUUAUAUAUAUACCUACUUUGGUUACCAUAUUGAUGAGGCUGAAAUGUGGGAUUUAUACUCCAACCUUUUUAUCAGUUUACCUUUUGUCCAAGCAAAGUUGAAAGUCACUGGACCAGGUGACCUGCUUCUGGACUACAGAAAAUAUAGGAGUAACAUAGAUAAAGAGCAAGAGGAUUUGAAAGCAGUUGUUGAUGACUUUGAAAGAUUUGUGCACUCCCAUGGUUUGGAUUUGUACAAGUAUCAAGAUCUUGAUGCUGUUCAGUGUGCACUUAAAGAACCUAGACAGAGUUUUGUUUUUAAUGAGGCUUAUAAAAUUGCCAAGGAAUGUAAUACAAGGCUUUACCUUGAACAUAUCCUUAACCAAGAUUUCUCUUCAGACACACAAAGUCUUCCAGUAGAAGGAGGAGCUGUAACUGCCUGUUUUACACAUAGUGAAAAUAAGAUUAUUGUUGGUUGUUAUGAUGGAUCUAUAAAUCUAUUGGCAGUCGACUAUAAACAUAUACUUCACUCAUUUCAAGGCCAUAAGAAUCAGAUAACAUACGUACAAUGCCACUCAAGUAAUAAAAUAUUCCUGUCAUCUUCAGAAGAUGGUACAGUAAAAUUGUGGAGUUUGGAGGAUAUCAUUGACAAGAAAACAGAGAAACAGAAAUCGGGUGACAGUGGUACUGUCAGAACACCAUCUCCUCGUCUUCGUCAAACUAGUUGGAGUAAUAUGUUUUCUGAAAGUGGGUCGGAUGACAAAAGUAUUUUCACAUUCAGUAAACACAAAGGUGCUGUCUCUUGUGCCUCUUUUGCACACAAAAAGAAUGAAGUGGUGUCAUGUUCUGUUGAUGGAUGUGUGAAGGUGUGGGAUAGUGAAACGGGGGCAGAGAAGUUGCACAUAGAUGUUCCCAAUAAUAGCAAACCUAAUAGCUGCACUUUCUCUAAUGAUGAUACUCUGUUGUAUUUUGGUGGGGAAGAUUCACACCUUUAUGUCUAUAGUGCAGAAUUUGGUACAUUCCUUUCAGGAUUGGGAAAUGAUGGACCAAUAGUGACAAUUUUAGGUAUCCCAGAUUCUGAGUAUGAGGUAAUUGUUGUAACUGAAGAUUCAAUAAUAUGUUGGAGUUGGGAAGGUGUUAACACUACACCUCCUGAAAAUGUCAUAACCAGUGGUGAGAUAACAGCUACAUUGUCACUUGAAGAUUUGGAAAAACAGGUUCUAGGACGCUCUAAAGGCACAACAUUUGUAUGUGCCACAAUAACGGAAGACAGUGAGUUUGUCAUUACUGCAUCUUCAAACCAUAGUGUCUGCAUUUGGGACAUAAAUCCAAACGCAUCAUAUAUUGUAAAAGAAUACCAUGACCAAAGUGGGGAUAUAUACUGCCUGAGCUCUAUCAGUGUAGAUAGCAGUAUACACAGAUUUCUGUCAUGUACCAAUAAAAAUGUCAGACUCUGGAAAUUUGAUCCUUCUGCUUCUGGGAAUAAUGUCACUCUUCUAAGCACAUUCGAUGCAUUAUGGCAAAGUGACGACCUUAAUUUUACACUGCCUUUAUUUGCUGUUGCAGACAACACCAACAAAGUACAGGUUCUUCGAGGCAAAGAAUUGAUUUGUGAGUCAUCAAAAGAAGAGACCCAAAUCACAUGCUGCAAAUUUGUUACAACAAACUGUGUUGUAUAUGGAUGUGCAGAUGGUAUGGUAAAACUUUUUGAAGUAGAACCCAACAAAGUUUUGCACAUUGUGAAACUUAAUAAACCAGUGGUAUAUUUGGAUGUCUUUAAGUCUGUAAAAGAAAUAACAAUAACCGCAGGUGAUCAGACUGAGCUGAAGAUGUGGCAUUUAUCUGGAGAAGUACUUCCUUGUUAUGGGAUCAAAGAUCUGGUUGUGAAGUGUUUUUUGUUGUCUGAUACAAGAAAAAUGUUAUCAUGCUCUAAGGAUGGAAGUGUAAAGGUUUCAAGAAUUGAUACCGGGGAAUUGGAAGAAGUGAUAGUUGGCCAAAUACGAGAUGCUACAAUCACUGGUGCUGAUUUCUGCCCUCACCAAGAGAUACUGGCUAUGGCUGACAAAAACAACUGCUUUCAUAUCAUUUGGCUUACUAAUUCUGAAAGGGAACUCUAUUCUGAAACAAAACGAGUAUCCAGCCCUCCACAUUGCUGUUGUUUCUCACCAUGUGGUCAGUUGAUAGCUCUUGGGCAAGAAAAUGGCAGUAUUUAUAUUUGGAAUGUUACGAAAAAUUCCAUUCACUGUGAACUUAAUCAUCACCGUAGCCGAGUUAAGGAUAUUACAUUUGCACAAGGGGUUCCUGAUGGUGCUCUCCUUGUCAGUGUUGCGGAAACUGUGGCAUGGUGGAGUGCAGCACAGGCACACAAGUGCCGUCCCAACCGAGGUCGUCGCAGGCAGAGCCAACCUCCUUUUAACUUAUCGCUUCUCCCUGUGGAACCAACUCUAGCUGAUGUUUGGAUGACCAAAAUUCCUCACACAGGAAAUUGCUAUCUUCUUGGUUGUUUGAAACUUGCAGGUGCUGAUGCUGGACAGAUUGUUUGUUCUCCUGACUUCUCACAAUUUGCUACUGUGGAUUCUGCGGGCUUCAUUUAUUUACUUGGUGUGAUAAACUAGAGGCCAAAAAAUAUGUUUCAUAUAUUUUCCUGUCAGUGAUGUGUUGUUGUGAUGUAAAAUUGUACAGUUCCUUUUUCUUUCCCACUCUUCUGUGCUUUCACAGUAUGAAGAGGAACUCAGGGAAAGUCAUUUCUUUUCUGGUCUCUCGUUUUUGUGUCCAUCUUCCUUUUAAAUUGUAACUCAAUCAUGGGACUGAAUAGUCUGAUUGUGAGAUGAUCCUUUCCUAACUUGAUGGCGAGAACAGGCAGUUAAUGUGUCUGUUAGUAAACAAAGUAAAUUUUUAUAAGGUUAUUUUAUAGUGUUAUUUCAUAUUGUAUAUUAUAAUUGUUUAGUAAAUUUUAUAAGCUUAUUUUAUAGUGUUCUUUCAUGGUAUGUAUUAUAAUUGGGUAAUACAUGUUCAGAUGCUCAGAAUAUGUGUGUGUGUGAGAGAGAGAGAGAGAGAGAGAGAGAGAGUAAAAAGGAAGAUCGUCUCAUUUGCUUCUCCCAACCAUUAGAGGCAUUUCACUUUUAUUGAGAUUUCAUAAUGACCAGAGUUGAACUCGGUGUUUUAAACAUAUAUCUCAAUGGUGUGAUGAUGUGACAAUAACUCUUUUCUGUCACUAAUUAUGGUGUUCAGUAUUCAGACGUAGUUUUUCAGUUAAAUAUCAAUACCUGUUAUGCAUUUAUUACAUAUAUUAUUAAGAGCUGGGUCUGAGUGCAAUGAUUUCAUUUUGCUAAGGUUCAGUUUUAAGCAUAGGAAGUCGUACUUUUACUACCCUAUUGCCUAUGGACUGCAUAAGGGAACUGCUGGUGAAA
Messenger RNA from Schistocerca nitens (vagrant locust), 5219 nucleotides. Its product is annotated as apoptotic protease-activating factor 1-like. NCBI's taxonomy places the organism in Eukaryota, Metazoa, Arthropoda, Insecta, Orthoptera, Acrididae. Gene Ontology annotation, biological process: regulation of apoptotic process. The transcript has 19 exons. The coding region runs from base 387 to 4424 and encodes 1345 amino acids. Gene Ontology annotation, molecular function: ADP binding; protein binding. The record is from RefSeq and is a predicted model, not a curated record.